This is a messenger RNA of Notolabrus celidotus (New Zealand spotty), 2504 nucleotides long. Its product is annotated as tripartite motif-containing protein 16-like. The record is from RefSeq and is a predicted model, not a curated record. NCBI's taxonomy places the organism in Eukaryota, Metazoa, Chordata, Actinopteri, Labriformes, Labridae. The coding region runs from base 238 to 1902 and encodes 554 amino acids. The transcript is spliced from 2 exons. Gene Ontology annotation, molecular function: zinc ion binding; protein binding.
UGCGUUUAUUCCCGCCUCCUCCUUCACCCUCACGACGGAGCAGGAAAGUGGAACAGUGCUCCCUUCAGGUUAAAAACUUCCUCUGAGUUAUUUUAAAUUCACUUUCUCGACGUGUCAUCUUCAUUCAGGUCGUUUUUGGAAGAUCCGAAGUUUAAAGACGGAUGUAAACGACAAGAGCUGACAUCCACUGCACAAACGCUUUGUGUAGAUCAAAGUUUCAAAGAAGCUCAGACAGAAAUGGCCCAGAAAGAGGUUCAGCUGGACGAGGAAACGAUAUCUUGUUCCAUCUGUCUGGAUCUACUCAAGGAUCCGGUGACUACCUCCUGUGGACACAGCUACUGCAAGAGGUGUAUUGAAUCCCACUGGGAUACACAGGAUGAGAAGACCGACUUCAGCUGCCCUCAGUGUAGGCAGACCUUCACACCGAGGCCUGUCCUGAGGAAAAACACAAUUCUAGCAGUUUUAGUGGAGGAGCUGAAGAAGACUGGACUCCAAGCUGCUCCUGCUGAUCACUGCUAUGCUGGACCUGAAGAUGUGGCCUGUGACGUCUGCACCGGGAGGAAACGGAAAGCCUGCAACUCAUGUCUAGUCUGCCUGGUCUCUUACUGUGAGAAACACCUCCAGCCUCAUUUUGAAGUCCCUCCAUUGAAGAAACACAAGCUGGUGGAGCCCUCCAAGAAGCUCCAGGAGAACGUCUGCUCUCGUCAUGAUGAGGUGAUGAAGAUAUUCUGCCGUACUGAUCAGCAGUCUAUCUGUUAUCUCUGUUUAAUGGACGAACAUAAAGGCCACGACACGGUCUCAGCUGCAGCAGAAAGGACUGAGAGGCAGAGAGAGCUCGAGGGGAGUCGACUAAACAUCCAGCAGAGAAUCCAGGACAGAGCGAAAGAUGUGAAGCUGCUUCAACAGGAGGUGGAGGCUAUCAACGGCUCCGCUGAUAAAGCAGUGGAGCACAGUGAGGAGAUGUUCACUGAGCUGAUCCGUCUCAUGGAGAAAAGACGCUCUGAUGUGAAGCAGCGGGUCAGAUCUCAGCAGGAAACUGAAGUGAGUCGAGUCAAAGAGCUUCAGGAGAAGCUGGAGCAGGAGAUCACUGAGCUGAAGAGGAGAGACGCUGAGCUGCAGAAGCUGGCACACACAGAGGACCACAACCAGUUUCUACAGGACUACCCCUCACUGUCAGCACUCAGUGGAUCUACACACUCAUCCAGCAUCAAGACCCGUCCUCUGAAGUACUUUGAGGACAUGACAGCGGCUGUGUCAGGAGUCAGAGAUAAACUACAUGACGCUCUGAGAGAGGGAUGGACAUACGUCUGCGUUUUACAGUUAAAACCAAGACCAGAACCAGAACCUAACACCAGAGCUGACUUAUUAAAAUAUGCAUGUGAUAUCACACUGGAUCCAAACACAGCACAUCAUCAUGUGUUAUUAUCUAAGAGGAACAAAAAAGCAACAUUAAUGAUUAAAAAACAGUCUCAUUCUAGUCACCCAGACAGAUUCAUGGAUUAUUGGCAGGUCCUGAGUAACGAGAGUCUGACUGGACGUUGUUACUGGGAGGUGAAGUGGAAAGGAGGAGUUUAUGUCGCACUCUCAUACAAGAACAUCAGCAGAGCAGAGAGCUCGGUUGAAUGUGUGUUUGGGCACAGCGACAAAUCUUGGGCGUUAGAUUGUGACAACAAAAGUUAUAACUUCUGGCACUGUCAAGUCAGCGCUGCUCUCCCAGGUCCUCGGUCCUCCAGAGUAGGAGUGUACGUGGAUCACGGAGCAGGUAUUGUGUCCUUGUACAGCAUCACUGGAACCAUGACUCGCCUCUACAGAUACCAGACCACAUUCACUCAGCCUCUCUAUGCUGGAAUCGGGUUUUAUUAUCCUGAAGACACGGCUGAGUUCUGUAAACUGAAAAAAUAGAUAGAAGUCAUUUAAGAGACCUAACGUGAUGUAAAGUGUCGGUCCAUCACAGUCUGUACAUUCAUAACAAAAAUAAGGUGACCAAGAAAUAUUAAACUGAGGUGGACCCAUGAUGGUUUAAACUCCCUCUUUUGUCUUCUUCUCUAUGACGUGGUUUAAACGUUCCUUGUUUUGUUUUUGUAUAUCUGAAACCUAGACGUGAACGUUUUUAUCAACGCUGUGUAAAAAGGGAGGUGUAAUUAGUCGGUCACAAUUUGACCUUCUUUUAGUCUUUACUCUGAUUUAUUUGUUCUUCAAAUCAAAUGUGUUUGUGCCUUUUUUGGGGGGUGAAAUAGUUAAAGCAGAGAAAUACUUUUGCUACUACUUUCCUUUCUAACGUAUGUUAUGACAAGAAAUCUAUGAGCACUUUUUGUCAGUCCAAAGGUUGUUGUGAUGAGGCGCUGAGAGGUUUUAUAAGACUUAACAAGAUACAUUCUUUUGACAUUGCUGAGAUUCUGAUUGUGUGGAUAAAGUGACCCUGCUCAUGAAAUCUCUGAACUUUACUGAUCUGAUUUGUGAGCAAACUGAAGUUUGACAUCAUAAAUAAACAAACAUGAACAGAG